AUGGCAGCUAACGAGGAUGAUUCAACGCUUUUCAAGCUAGAAUUGGCGUGUUCGGAUUUGAGAACACUCCUGCAAUCAUCGGUUCAAAUGGAAAAAAGCCUGGAAGUGAUGGAGAGGAAGUUUGAUUUUAUAGAUGAAAGUCUCUCAACAGUUGCCAAAAGAGUAGCUCCUUUGCAGUCCUUGGCUAUGGUUGCAAAGGCUCUCGAGACUAGAAUCAAUAGAGCUGUCUCUCCGGCUCUUGCUCUCCUCCAUAGUUUCAAGCUCUCUGAAUCUCUCCAGAGCAAGCUUAUUGAACUCUCCAACAAACUAACCACUGAGAAAAACCCGAGAAAGAGGCUUAAAAAGCUGCUCAAAUAUGUUGAAUAUGUUGAUCAGCUUAAUGCGGCCAUUAACUUAAUCAGUCGAGACACUAAAAAACAUCUUUCUGCCAUGGGAUGGAGCUUUUGGUACGCACCCAAGAACGGAAGACGUGAGCUGCGUUAUCAAUCACCUGAUGGAAAAGUUUACUAUUCGCUUAAAACAGCUUGUAAAAGUCAAAUCGAUGGAGGAGGAGGAAAAGAAGAGAUUAGGGUUAAGGUUCAAGACUUGGAACCCAAGCAACCAAGAAAGAGGAAGAGUUUGAGCCAGGAAAAUCAACCAUUGGGUGAACUUGUUCAACCCAACCCACCAAAAAGAGGCAAGAAACUGAAAACACAAAAGAAACCUAGAAAAAAUCAAACUAAUCCUCAUGCGCAACGAUCAAGUAAAAGAGUGAGAGAGGGUCCACUUCCGAGUUCCUCUCAUCGUCAACCUAGAAACAUUCUCUCUUGGUUGAUAGAUAACAACGCGGUUUCGCCACUGGCAAAAGUGUAUUACCGCAACAAGGCAGGGGAUCCAUUGCAGAAAGGGCGGAUAACUCGUGACGGGAUCCAAUGUGACUGUUGUUUCAGGGUUUUUGGUCUCACCGCCUUUGAGGCACAUGCUGGUAGUACCAACCAUAGGCCAGCUGCUAAUAUAAUGUUUGACGAUGGCAGUGGCAGUUCUCUUUCUGAUUGUCAAAGGCAAGUUCGUGAUUCCAUGAUCAACUGUUCCAAAGCACAGAGCCCUCAAACUGUGAAGGGCAAUCCAUAUGAAUAUGAGAACGAUGGCGUUUGCUCUGUUUGUCGCUAUGGAGGUGAAUUGAUUUGCUGUGAUCGAUGCCCUUCUGCAUUCCAUGUCAAUUGCCUUGGCCUGAAGGAAGUUCCUGAUGGCGACUGGUUUUGUCCAUCCUGCUGUUGUGGAAUUUGUGGCAUUGGACAUUUGAGUGAUGAUAGUUUUCUUACUUGUCAACAAUGUGAGCGUAAAUUUCAUGUUGACUGCUUAGGGAAGAAGCAAUCAAGUGACUUGAAGAAUAAUCAGACGGGAAAAAAUCAGUUUUGCAGCCAUAGCUGUGGACAAGUAUUUUCUGGCCUUCAAAAGCUUACAGGAAAUCCAAUUCCAGUCAGAGACAAUCUGACGUGGACAUUAUUGAAGUCUGCGGGGUGCUCUGAUGGUGAUACUGAUCACGCUCAUGGCGUCGAGGCUUCUGCAGAGAAUCACAGUAAGUUGAGUGUUGCACUUGAUGUGAUGCAUGAGUGCUUUGAGCCUAGUAAAGAUGUUUACACUGGGAGAGAUCUCGUUGAAGAUGUGAUUUUCAGCAGAGGGUCAAAGCUGAAACGAGUGAAUUUCAAAGGAUUCUAUACGGUGAUUCUGGAGGAAAAUGAUGAUUUGGUUACUGUGGCUACUGCUAAAGCAUAG
This is a messenger RNA of Theobroma umbraticum, 1755 nucleotides long. Lineage: Eukaryota; Viridiplantae; Streptophyta; Magnoliopsida; Malvales; Malvaceae. The record is from RefSeq and is a predicted model, not a curated record.